This is a messenger RNA of Cutaneotrichosporon oleaginosum, 2603 nucleotides long. RefSeq lists its product as uncharacterized. NCBI's taxonomy places the organism in Eukaryota, Fungi, Basidiomycota, Tremellomycetes, Trichosporonales, Trichosporonaceae. The record is from RefSeq and is a predicted model, not a curated record.
CUCUCGCCACCCACUCAAUCGUACACUUGGAGGUCUCGCCACUAUGAGCUACUCAGUCUUCGCGAGCCGCUUGGAGGCCAACCUCUCCAAGUUUGGCUUGACGACGGACACACUUGCCACCAAGCCAUGCUUCAACUCACUCGGCUCACGCCUGCAGGGUCAGAUCCAGAACGCGCUCCUGCAUGCCAUGGACCCGGCGUGGGACGCCAUACCGGGCACGCGGAUGUCAUUCAUUACGACAGCCAUGCGUCGCGGCUGGACGCCCAGCCACCUCCUCUUCGUCGUGGCAGAUCGCGUGGCUCGCGGCGAGCCCGACACACAGAUCUACCGUGCGUUCAAGGAACGCCUCGAGGCCAGUCUUAGUCAGAACGAGCUUAGCAUCGACGCACUCGCGAUUAGAGCCUGCUACAACCAGCUCGGAGCGAGGAUGCAGACGCAGAUUCACAAUGCGCUCCUCGCAGCUCAGGAUCCCAUGUGGGACAGUGAGCAUCCCGGGUCGCGGAUGGGGCUCGUCAUGAAUGCUGUCCAGAAGGGCUGGACACCGAGCCAUCUCCUCUUCGCCAUCGCUGAUCGGGCCGCCCGCCAGUCCGAAGAGGAGCAACGCAAGAUCUCAAUGCGCGUGGCUUCCGCCGAAGCUGCCGCUGCCCGUGCACCACCCGCCGCGGCCAUACCAGAGGCCGACCUUGCUCCGGUCCUUAACCAAGCUCCCAACGCUGUUCGCACUCCAACCGCUGCUUCAGCACCAGCUGCUGCACCUGCACCAUCUUCUCCCGCCUCUCAGCGUGCUCCAGCUUCGGCCUUUGCUCCGGCUUCUCCCCGCACGCCAGGCGCAUUUCCACUACCUCCUCCUCGCACGCCGGUCUCUCCCACCACGCAAGCCGCAGCCUCGGCUGGAGGGACACUUCGCUCUCCAGCUACGGCCCCUCUUCCAACUACAACACCUACCCGACCCCAUGUGGUUAUCGCAACACCUGCAGUUCCUGGCCCGCCUGUGCGCCGCGCCGGUUCCGUCGCGUCUACUGCCAGAACAGCCUCUCCCGGCCCGCUUCGCCGUCCCGGUUCCAUCGCUUCCAUUGCUACAUCCGCAACAGCUGCUUCUGCCGCAACUGCGGCCUCUGCAACGAGCACUGCUACUGCCGCAACGACGGUUACUGCCAAUUUCAACACCCCUCGCUCAUCGAUCGCAACCGCCCCCGUCCCCCCUGUCAACCCCACGGCCCUCGUCAAUGCCCUCACACACAGCGUGGCAGCUGUAGGCGUCGCUGUGGACCGUCUACAAGACAUGGCCGCGACUUUCCAGUCCGAGAUCCAGGCUAUUAAUGGCAUCCACGAGAGCAAGAACACAGUGUCCUUCGUCGAGCCGAGCUCGGUUCUCGACGCACGGCUCAAGGCAGCCUUCCAGGCGGCCAAUUACGCGGCCUCCGGUGGACAUGGCUACGCAAUCCACAUGGUGUUGAGCGAAAUCGAAAAGUUUUCAGACCAGCGCCUGACUGCCGCACUGAUCGAGGGUGCUCGCGCCGCAGAGAAGCGCCUAACGGCAGCUCUGGUAAACGCAGAGCUACAGGCAGCAAAGCGGUUGCAUGCCGCCAUGGUAGCUGCCGAGAACACGGUGGCUGGCCGAAUUUCCGAGGCGGUCAGCCAGGCAGAGGAGACUGCAGAGCAGGUUGCGGAGCAGCGCGUGAACGCGGCCGUUCAACGAGCGAUGGAGGAGAUAGCGCGGCGGCACGAGGAAGAGGUGAAGAGGGCGGUUGAGGAGGCCGAGCGGCGUGGAGCUCUGCAGACGCAACGGGCCGUGCAGGGAGCCGUGGAGGCAAGCAAGCAGAGGGAGGCAGCGGCCUUCAAACAGGAGCAGGAGCGAUUGGACGAACGCCUGGCGGCUGCAAUAUCUGCCGCGACCACGACCGCAGACGUGCGCGUGGCUACGGCACAGGAUGCAUGCGAGGCCGCUGAUCAGCGCCUGGCUUGCGCCUUCGCGAGAGCGGAGGAGGUGGAGACCGCACACGCAGCCGAGGUAAAGGGGCUGAAGAGCGCAGCAGAGGCGCUGGAGGCCGAUCUCAAGACGUUAGAGGCUGCUGCGAAGACUCAUGCGGACCAGCUCGCACGGCUGCGGGCAGCCAACACAAAUGCUUUGGACAUCAUGCGAGAAGAACACGCGAUGGAGAUUGAGGGUCUGCAGGCCGACAUUGGGCGCCAGCGGAGGGUCGUCGACAUGAUGAAAGCCAGCUACCGCCGCAAGUUGGAGGCGGAGGAGGUGGACGAGGACGAAGAGGGCGCCAACACUUGCAUCAUUUGUCUCGACGAGAUCGCCGACCAGAUGCCCUUCCAGUGCCAGCAUGUUGUUAUGUGUUCUCAAUGUGCGGAUCGCGUCGUAACGGAUUCUAAGCACUGUCCGUUCUGCAUCAAUCGGACUCCGCGCAGAAAGGAGGAGUGGCGUGUGUUCCUUGCCAAGUGAACGUGGGGUGGCAGUCCGGCACGCAUUGCCGGAGGCGAUGCAGGUGAACAGGGAGAUUUUUGUUGCUUGUCAGAUUCUGGUUGUGUUCAGUACGUUCUACUCUUUGGCUCAUUUUGUACCGAUAGGCUGUUGCAUCGCAUCUCGACUGUCU